Poecile atricapillus (Black-capped chickadee) is the source of this 3642-nucleotide messenger RNA. RefSeq names its product signal-induced proliferation-associated 1 (gene SIPA1). Lineage: Eukaryota; Metazoa; Chordata; Aves; Passeriformes; Paridae. Gene Ontology annotation, biological process: establishment of epithelial cell polarity; activation of GTPase activity; epithelial cell morphogenesis. The record is from RefSeq and is a predicted model, not a curated record. Gene Ontology annotation, molecular function: protein binding; GTPase activator activity. Gene Ontology annotation, cellular component: Golgi apparatus; cytoplasm; plasma membrane.
CGGGUCCUGCAGCUGGAGAAGGGAAGUUGGGGGGGGGCGCCGGACGCCCGAGUUCACGCCGGGGGCAAGGUGUCACCGUCGCCCCUCGCCCCAGCGAUCGCCGCGGCCGGAGCCCCCUCCCCAAACCGGGUCCGACCCCCAUUGAUCCGACCCGGAGAGGGGCGCGUGGGAAAAGGGGCGGGGCCUCCCGCAGGCGGGAAUCCGCGGGCAGCCAAUCAGAGCGCGGGGCUCGUUCCCACGUUCCCAUUGACAAAUCGCUGGGUGCGGGAUCCCCGCUACAACCGGGGGGGUUCCGGGGGGGCGGGAAGGUCCAGGAGACCCCCGGGGGGCUCUAAGGAGUCCCUGAGGGUCUCUUGGGGUUCCCUGAGGAUCCCGGAGGUCUAGGGGGGUCCUAGGGAGUCCCUGGGGGUCCCGAAGUGUCUCGGAGGGGUCCUGGGGAGUCCCUGGGGGUCCCGGGGGGGGGGUAAUUGAGGGGUCCUAGUGAUUCUCGGGGGGGUCUCGGGGGUGCCAUGCAGUCCGACGACCUCUUCCUCCGCAAAAUGCGGGGCCCCUUGGCCCGGCCGCCCCCGUCCCCCGCCCUCCCCGUGGCGGCUGGGGGGGUCCCCUCUCCGCCCCCCUCCCCGGGGGGAGCAGCCCCCCGGCAGCGCAGCAGCAGCGAGGCGGCCCUGGGGAGAUCCCCGGAGGACGGGGGGUCCCCGGCGGGGGUCUCCCCCCGCAGCCGCACUCAAAGCCACGAGGAGGCUGCUGGGGGGGCCAGCCCCACGUCCCCCCGCUUCCGCGACCCUCUGCUGCUGCUGGGGCUGGCGGCGGGCGGGGGGGACCCCGACUUCUUCCCCCGCCCACCCUGGAGCCCCCUCCUCGCCCAUUACGAUGUUCAGAGCAUCCUCUUCGAUCCCACCGAGCCCCCCCCGGGCCCUCCCGGCCUCAUCUCGGGGGCUUCUGCCGCUCACCUGGAGCCCGAGGAGCCCCCCGGGCCCCCCCGCGCCGCCCCCGGCCCCGAGGCGCUGGUGCUGAGCUGCCCCCGCUUCUGCUGCGAGACCGGGGGGGAGCAGGAGCCGGGGCUGGGGUCCCGCCGGGGCCCCCCCGGGCCCGGGCAGCUCCCGAAUGCGGCGGUGGCGGUGCUGGAGGAGCCCCCGGCGGGGGCGCGACCCCCGCACCCCAUCGAGCACAGCGAUGAGGGCGCGGAGUAUUACCGCAAAUAUUUCUAUGGGAAAGAGCACCACAACCUGCUGGGUGAGGACCCCCGGCUGGGGCCCGUGGCCGUGUCCCUGCGGCGGGAGGAGAAGGAGGGAGCCCGGCCCCAGGUGCUGCACAGGAUCAUUCUGCGCACCUGCCAGCUGCGGACGUUGCGGGGGUCGGUGCUGGAGGAGGCGCUGCCCCCCGGCUGCCCCCCCCGGGGCACGGGGGGUCCCCCGCGGAAGCUUCUGGAGCUGCUGCUGCCGGGGCUGGCGGUGGGGGGGCUGCGCCUCGCCCCCUCCCCCGCCGUGCAGGAGACCCUCCUCAAGCUGGACGAGCAGGGGGUGAGCCGGCAGCGCAAGGUGGGGGUGCUGUACUGCCGGGCGGGGCAGGGUUCGGAGGAGGAGAUGUACAACAACGAGGGGCCCGGAGCCGCCUUCGAGCAGUUCCUGACCCUGCUGGGCACCCGCGUGAGGCUGCGGGGCUUCGGUGGCUACCGGGCACAGCUGGACACCCGCACCGACUCCACGGGGACGCACUCGCUGUACACGACGUACCACGGCUACGAGGUGAUGUUCCACGUCAGCACCAUGCUGCCCUUCACCCCCCGCAACCCUCAGCAGCUGCUGCGGAAGCGCCAUAUCGGGAACGAUAUCGUGACAAUCGUGUUCCAGGAGCCGGGGGCGCUCCCCUUCUCCCCCCGCGCCCUGCGCAGCCACUUCCAGCACGUUUUCCUCGUGGUGCGGGUGCACGAGCCCUGCACCCCAAAAACCUCCUACAGCGUGGCCGUGGUGCGGCCGGAGGAGACCCCCCCGUUCGGGCCGGCUCUGGAGGCGGGGCAGCGAUUUUUGGGGGGCUCGGGGCUGCGCCCCUUCCUGCUGGCCAAAGCCAUCAACGGCGAGAACGCCGCGGCCCGGGGGGGUCGCCUGGGGGCCAUGGCAGCCCGGACCCGCCGCCAGUACCUGCAGGAGCUGCUGCGAGCCCACGGCGGGGGGACCCCGCUCCCCGCGCCCCCCCGGGGGCUCCCCACGCUCGGGGGCUCCGCCGGGGCGGUUCCGGUUCGGGAGGUUCGGGAGGUUCUGGGCGGGGCAGGGGCGGCGGUGGUGGCGGGGGCGUUGGUUUGGGGGGCGCGGGCAGAGGGGGGGCCCGGGGGGGUGGAGCUGCCGUGUCUGCUCGGGGUGGCCGCCGAGAGGCUCGUGGUGGUCGCCGCGCCCCCCGGGGCGGUCGUGUUCAGCUGCGCCUGCCGGGACGUGCUGGGCUGGGGCUUCUCCGAGGGGCGCCUGGAGAUUUUCCAUGGGGCGGGCGAGUGGCUCGGGCUGCGGCUGCCCCACGGCGCUGCCCCACAGGUGGUGGCCAGGCUGCAGGCGGUGACACGGGGGUGCGAGGCUCAGGAGCUGGCGCUGCCCCGGGGGGCCGGGGGUCGCCGGGGGUUCCGCGUGGACCCCUCGGGGGUGGUGACGGCCGUGACCCGCUUCUCGUUCGCCGAGACCGCGGGGCUGCGGCCGGGGGCGCGGCUGCUGCGGGUGGGGCGCUGCCCCCUCCCCCGGGGGGACCCCCGGAGGCUGCGGGCGCUGCUCCGGCGACCCUCGGGACCCCUGACCCUGCUGCCCCCCGACCGCGACGGGCGGCCCCGGCGGAGUUUCUCGGAGCUCUACGCCCGCUCUCUGGAGCAGGGCCGGGGUUCGGGGGGGGACCCCGGCCCUGGGGACCCCGGCGGUGACAUCGGCGACACCGACAGCGACUCGGGGGGCGACAGCGACGCGGGGAAGGCCGGGGGGGGUCCGGGGGGGCUGUCCCCCGACACCCUGAGGCUGCUGCAGGCGCUGGCGCUGGAUGAGGAGAGCACCCCCUUCCCCCCCGGCCCCCCCAGCCCGGAGACCCCCAAAGAGCCGAGCGGCCGCGCCCCCAGCCCGCCCCCCCUGGCUGACCCCACUCCUGACCUGCUGCUGCCGCACCACAGCCCCCCCCCGGCUGCCGACCCGGGACCCCCCCCAGUUUCCGGUGGUCCCGCGGCCGCCCCCGAGCCCAGCCCCGCCCUGGGCCCCUCGCUGCGACAUUCCCUGGGCAGGCUGCUGUCGGGGUCUGGGGACCCCCAAGAGGACGAGUGGGACGUCAUCGCCUGCCUGGCCACGGCCUGCAGCGGGGUCCUGGAGGCCAUCGCCCGGGGGGGGCAUCAACUCCGGGAGCUCCCCAAUGUGGGGGUCCAGCAGAGCCCGGCGACCCCCGAGGAUGAGUCCCAGAGCCUCUCGGAGAAGGUGGCGCAGUUGGAGGCGGCGCUGAAGCGGCUGCAGGACGAUCUGCAGGAGGGGCAGGAGGCCCAGCAGCGGCUCCAGGCAGAGCUGCGCGGGCUCCGCCGCAGCGCCCGGCGGCUGCAGCAGGGCCAGGACGAGGCCAAGGAGCGGCUGAGCCGCGUCACGAGGCUGCUGCGACCCCCGGGGACCCCCGAGAGCCCCUGAGACCCCCGGG